GGGAGUAAGUGGAGCAGCCGAGGCUGAGGACUUGUUGAAGUCACCACCCUGUUGUCGUUCUCAUGUGGAAGUCUUGCUCUUGAACAACAAUGAAUUCCUGGACGGAGAAAUAAGAGACUUGAUGCGACCGUGAGUACGUCGAUUGUGGGUAGAUUCUCCACUGAAAAUGUGGUUAAUGUGACUAUACCGAGGAUGGCCAAAACUUCAAAAGCUUGAUCCAGAGCUUCGUCGCCAGCUCAAUUCAAUACACACUCGCGUUACGGUCAAAGACAUACUUAAACACAGCAUCGAAGAUGACGCUCGCGGACGACGUCAACACAAUCUCUUCUUUUCUCUCCCAUGACCAGAUACAACUCGACUCGGGGUCUACAGGAAAUCAAAGCUACGACGCCAUUGUCCUCUGCGUCAGCGCAAUCUUCCAUUGUGCAGAAACACUCUUUCGAGCACUUCAACGGAACGGGCCACAGCUCACAAGUACAAUAAUUCUCUGUGGCGGCAUAGGUCACUCGACGCCAUAUCUCUACACCGCAGUAGCAAAUCACCCUCGCUACGAACACCUCUCAGCACAGAUCAAUGGCCUUUCAGAAGCUCAAGUCAUGGAGAAGAUCCUCGACGACUGUUUCUCCGGCCACGAUAUCGGAAAAUCGGGUGUGAGAGUGUUGAUAGAAGAUCAAAGCACCAACUGUGGUGCCAAUGCCAUCGAGACGAGGAAACUGCUACAAAAAAUCGGUAUCUCGGUAUCUGGAGGCAAGAUAUUGAUAAUUCAAGACCCGACUAUGAGUUUGAGGACGAAAGCAUCAUUUGAGAAGGCAUUUGAGGACGACGAAGUGAUUUUAGAGGCAUGUCCCACUUUCGUAGCCAAAGUCGUCGAGGUGGGCGGACGAUUGAGAUUUGAUGAGAAUGUAGAGGUCAAAGAGCGGGAUGUGUGGCAGAUGGACAGAUUUCUAGGCUUGAUUCUAGGGGAGGUGGCUAGAUUGCGAGACGAUGAGAACGGCUAUGGACCUCGAGGAAAGGGCUUCAUUGGACAUGUUGAUGUACCAGAUGCAGUACUCGAGGCAUAUGGGAGACUCGAGAAGGUCGUUCAGGCCACUAGAUGAGGUUCUGGAAACAGAAUACUACAGUGAACAUACUGCGCUCGACGAAAAACGUUUGGCGAGUGCCGACGCACGUCAGCGAUGCGUGCUACCUUGGUGUGACAGAAUCAAAGUGGUGCAGUGUCACGUCAAAAAUCCGAUAUGAUGAUAUGCUCUUUCCUCGACGACAUGAUUACAGAGUGGUUGGAAACGGAAA
Molecule: messenger RNA, 1290 nt
Organism: Aureobasidium subglaciale EXF-2481
Lineage: Eukaryota; Fungi; Ascomycota; Dothideomycetes; Dothideales; Saccotheciaceae
Exons: 1
Coding region: 294-1097 (267 amino acids)
Cellular component (GO): plasma membrane
Source: RefSeq, a predicted model, not a curated record